UGACCAAAUACAUCCGGAUCGGAAUUGGUGACAAGAACGAUAAUCCACCUUACUUUGACCAGGCUCUGUACGAAGCAGAAGUAAACGAAGACGAGGACAUACAGCACACUGUUAUCACAGUAACGGCCAAAGACAAGGACGAAUCGUCCAGGAUACGUUAUGAGAUAACGCAGGGAAAUAUAGGAGGGGCGUUUGCGGUUAAGAAUGAGACAGGGGCUAUUUACGUGGCUGGACCCCUUGAUUACGAAUCAAGAAAAGAGUACAAACUGCGAUUAGUAGCUUCGGACAACUUGAACGAGAACCACACGACAGUGGUGAUACACAUCAAGGAUGUCAACGACAACCCUCCGAUGUUCGACAGACCCACCUACGAGACACAGAUCACGGAGGAGGACGACAGGAACCUGCCCAAGCGUGUCCUACAGGUGACAGCGACUGAUGGUGACCGGGACCGUAAACCGGACAUUGUUUACUUCCUGACAGGACAAGGCGUGGACGAUCAGGAUCCGGCCAACAGCAAGUUUGCCAUCAACACAACGACUGGAGAGAUCUAUGUCCUGAAACCUCUGGAUCGAGAUUUGCCCCACGGUCGAUCCCAGUGGCGAUUCACUGUGUUCGCCGAGGACGAGGGAGGCAAUGGUCUCGUGGGUUAUGCCGAUGUCCUGGUCAAUCUGAAAGACAUCAAUGACAAUUCUCCUUUCUUUCCUUAUGCCAUCUACACGGGAAAUGUGACAGAAAAUGGAACAGCAGGUAUGACUGUGAUGACUAUGACUGCGACGGACUACGACGACCCUAAUGAGGGUAUGAAUGCUCGUUUGAAGUACUCUAUAGAGCAGAAUCAAGUCAACGAAAACGGAGAACUCAUCUUUACGAUAGACGAAGAGACAGGUGUCAUCUCAACUGCCGUUUGCUGUCUCGACAGGGAGACGAACCCCGAAUACACAAUCAAAGUGGUUGCCAUGGAUGGCGGGGGUCUCAAAGGUACGGGUACAGCGACUAUAAAGAUCAAGGAUAUCAACGACAUGCCCCCAGAAUUCACUAAAAAAGAGUGGCAGGUGGAGGUGGAUGAAACAGAAGGUGAUAAUAUUCCAGAAACUCCCAUCCUCGUGGUAUCUGUGAACGACGGAGAUCUCUUAGAGACGAAUCGUUUCAGUUAUAAAGUUAUCGACAAUGCUUUCGGCGCUGAUAAAUUCACCAUGGUAACCAACUCAGACGGUACAGGAUCUCUCAAAAUUGCAAAGUUACACCAUCGACCGUUCUUCGGACAAGAAACGCCAAUUUAGAAUCGACCAAAAUGGAGUGGUCCGCAUACAGCGUACACUGGACAGGGAAGAGACGCCCAGACAUCAAGUGAAGAUUCUGGCCAUUGAUGAUGGUACACCUCCGCGGACGGCGACAGCAACGUUGACGGUUGUGGUGAGCGACAUAAAUGACAAUGCACCUCGUUUCUUGCGCGACUACAGACCGGUCAUCAUGGAGCAUUCGCCGCCCCAGAAGGUGGAGGAAAUAUUGGCCACAGACGACGACGAUCGUUCCAAAGGAAACGGACCCCCAUUCACUUUCAGAAUGGAUCCCAACGCCCCAGACAUCAUCAAGCAGUUCUUUGACGUCCAACACGAUCCCACUGGUGCAAAUGGUGACGGAAUGGCCAUUGUGACAUCAAAGGAACGAUUCGACAGAGAACAACAGAAGGAGUACCUAGUGCCCAUCGUGAUUAAAGAUAGCGGCACUCCGUCCAUGACCGGAACAAGCACUCUCACAGUUAUCAUCGGUGACGUCAAUGACAACAGAAUGCAUCCCGGCAGCAAAAGUAUCUUCGUCUACAACUUCAAAGGUGAGUCCCCACCCACACCCAUUGGUCGAGUCCACGUCGAGGAUCUGGAUGACUGGGAUUUGCCAGACAAAUCUUUUUACUGGGAGAACAACAUUGCCCACCCCAACUUCGAACUGGACAAAGACACGGGGCUGAUCGUCAUGAAGAAUGUCACAAGUGGAGGGACAUACUUCUUGCGUUUCCUGGUCCACGAUCGAGUCCACACCCAAGAAGUGUCCGCAAAUGUAUCAGUCACAGUCAAAGAGAUUCCGGAGGAGGCCAUCUACAACUCUGGAUCCAUCCGAAUUUCAGGAAUCAGCGCUGAAGAUUUCGUUCGUGUCUGGAACUGGACAGAGAACCGACAGGUGAAGAGCAAGUACCACAAGUUUCGAGACAUGAUUGCAAGCCUGACGACUACACGAAAGGACAAUGUGGACAUCUUCAGCGUCAUCCUAAAACAAGAGCGUCCUCCCAUCACAGACGUUCGAUUCUCUGCUCACAGGACGCCAUAUUUUAAAGCGAGCAUGUUGAACGGUAUUGUGGCCCUCAACAGGGAGCUGAUUGAGCAAGAAGUCGGAAUCAACAUCACGAUGGUAGGGAUCGACGAGUGCUUCUUUGAGAACAUAAAUUGUGAGACCAGCUGUACUAACAUUUUGAUGGUAGAUCGCCAACCGAUCGUUGUGAACGCCAACCGCACCUCUUUCGUGGGUGUGAACACAUGGGUGCAACCCAAGUGCGUGUGCGGUGCCCGUGAUUUCUCUGAGAUUGAGACUUGCAGGAAGAGACCACUACCCUGUCAUAACGGUGGUAGAUGCUUCGAAUCCUACGGCGGUGUGAGCUGCAAGUGCCUAGAUGGCUAUGAAGGACCUCAAUGCCAGAUGACAACCCGCAGCUUCGACGGUCGUGGUUGGGCCUGGUUUCCUUCCCUCCAGCAAUGCGAAAACUCUCAUCUCAGCUUGGAAUUCAUGACCAGGAAGCCGGACGGUCUGCUUCUCUACAACGGACCCAUUUCCAAUCCGGAUAUUGGUGAGGUGGCCGUCCAAGACUUCAUCUCACUGGAACUUCAGAGCGGCAGACCUCGGCUACUCAUCGAUUUUGGUUCUGGCACUGCCGAGAUUGUGGUCUACGUGGACGAAUCAUUAAGCGAUGGCGAAUGGCAUCAAAUAGAUAUCUUCUGGGACAGAGAGACUGUUAGACUAGUGAUUGACAAUUGCCAAAAAGCCAAAAUCGAAGACUCUGAUCCACCCAAAAUUAACCGAUCCAGAUGUGAGACGAAGAGCAACAUUCCACCUUUCAAUGAGUUUCUGAACGUGAACACUCCCUUGCAGCUAGGAGGUGUUCAUCACCAGUACUUGACGGAUUAUCGGUGGCAACACCAGCACACAAGAGAGGGCUUUGAAGGCUGCAUUAAGAAUGUCAUCCACAACAGCGAAAUGUAUGAUCUUGGAAAUCCGGGCAGCAGCUCAGCCAGCAGUCCGGGAUGCAAACCAGCAGACGAUGCGUGCCAAAGUAACAGCAUUACUCGGCAAUGUGAGCACGGUACCUGCGUUGGUACCUACAAUUCUGCCAAAUGCACUUGUUAUCCUGGCUACUUCGGUAGUCGGUGUGAUAAAGAAACGAUUUCAAAGAUGUUCCAGCAGAAUAGUUAUAUUAAAUACGCUCUGUCUUUCGAGCCGGAUCCUUACAAGACAGACAUCCAACUGCAGUUCCGGACGAGGCAGAAACACGGAGAGCUGUUUCGAGCCACCAGCAAACAUGGGCGAGAGUACUGCAUACUUGAAAUCAGAGAUAAAAAGCUGCGCCUUCGCUUUAACCUCAACCACCUGAGAUCAUCGGAUGAGCACGAGCUUUGGUUACCUAAUGUGCAGGUGAGUGACGGCCAGUGGCAUACGGUCCGAGUCCUACGACACGGCAGUACGGCCAGUAUGUCCGUCGAUGGCGGCGGUGGCCGCAGGUACAACGAGCUUCUGGAGUACGAAGGUCAACAUCAGUUGAUGAUGAUUGAGAAACAGAAUGUCAUCGCUGGCGGUGAUGUACAGUACGUGGGGCCUGGAGUCACGGUCGUCGACAAUGACUUCCAAGAAGGUUGUAUGAAUGACAUCCGCCUGGAUCAACGUUAUCUCCCGAUGGAGAAUGGUUCAGAGAACGCAGCCGUCCUAGAGUGGAGGAACCUCAUCAACAAGUGUCCAUCCAACAACCCCUGUCAGGGCAUCAUCUGCCCUAAACCCUUCAUAUGCCUCGAUCUAUGGAUGCUACACGAGUGCCGGUGCCCUGAAGGUUUCACCAUUACUGAAGAUGGUAAGAACUGCACUGACGCCAAUGAGUGCUUAAGUGAUCCUUGCCUAAACGGCGGCAGUUGUGUCAACUUACCUAACGGUGAGGGUUACUAUUGCGUUUGCCCCGAUGGUUUUGGAGGCCUUUACUGCGGUGCGAGGCACGAAGAAAAAGUCAUGCGUCUUAGCAUGGCUGCCCUGGCUGCCAUACUAAUCUGUCUGCUCAAUAUACUUAUUUUGGUUCUGGUGAUUGUGGCCUAUACUCGAAACAGGAGACCCAACCAGAAGUACGGUCACGGGGAUGUUGAUGAUGAUGUGAGGGAGAACAUCAUCAGUUACGACGAUGAAGGGGGUGGAGAAGACGAUAUGAACGCCUACGACAUCACCCCUCUACGCAUUCCCAUAGACGCCGCUACGGGAACGCCUCUCGGUGCUAAGCCCGAAAAACCCAUCAUUAAAGAUAAUCGACAAAGGCAACUGCCUCCUGGAACGGACGGGGUAGGAGACUUCAUCCGAGAUCAUUUGGACAAAGCAGACAACGAUCCAAACGCCCCUCCCUUCGACGAUCUCAGAAACUACGCUUACGAGGGUUGUGGUAGUACUGCUGGUUCCCUUAGCUCUCUGGCUUCGGGUACAGAGGAUAACGAGCAAGAUUUCGACUACCUCAACGGAUGGGGUCCUCGCUUUCAAAAACUAGCAGACAUGUAUGGACCUGGAGAAAGCGAAGAAGAUUAAAAGAUUCUAGUCAACCUUAUUUAAAAUAUUUUCCCAACUAUGGAAGGGCGUGAUUUUUAAAAAAUAAAGAAAAACCGGGUAAAACGUAUCAGUUAAAAAAAAAAAGAGUUUUGGGGAUUUACUUAUUCAAAAAAAAAGGCAAAAUAUACAAUCUCGAAGGUGUGUCAACCAGUCAAUUGAAUGUCAAAAUACUUAGCAUAGCGUCUAUUGCUUUCUCUCUCUUACUUUCGUUUUUUUUCCCUCCACAUUUUGUGCGUGCAUAUAAAUAGAAAACUCACGAGAUAAUUGACUCGCAAUGUGUUCGAACUCGAUACCUUUGUGUGGGCUCUGUUCCUUGGCCGAGUCGAAGAAGAGUGUGUGCUUCUGGUGUUAAAAAGGUGAAGCGAAUUCCAAUCAAUUUCAUUGGAAGUGUUCCUUGGGGUAAACCUUAAUUCAUGAGAUUCUCUUAUUUAUUUAAUUCAUCCCAUCCGCCGCUGGACACUUCUCUUUAUUAAGUGCUCUUCACCAAUCAGAUAAAAGGGAUACUUUUAUGUAUGUGUGAAAGAAGAAAAUACGAGUGACAUGUUUAAAAAUGCUUUCUUUAUGUUCUGUAUACAGAAACAAAAAUGUUCCCUUAUAAUCCCCCACUUCAGUCCUGAUUGGUACAAUAAUCCCCUUUUGGAGUAAGCAUGGGUCGGUGCAAAUGAAAUAUCCCAUAUUAUUGAUCUCAACCAUUCACACAUAACCUAAAAUACCUAUGUCUGUUAUAAA
Molecule: messenger RNA, 5571 nt
Organism: Parasteatoda tepidariorum (common house spider)
Lineage: Eukaryota; Metazoa; Arthropoda; Arachnida; Araneae; Theridiidae
Source: RefSeq, a predicted model, not a curated record